AUGGAUCGCAUCGACCCGGUCGAGGACCCUAAUGGGAACCCCCAGGAGACCGAACCCACAGGGCAACCCACAGAGUCUGGCCCCGUCCGGCCAGCAGGUCCUACCCCGUUGCGAUCUCGAGGCGACUCACGAGCGCGACGACCGAGUAUUCGCCUGUCUCGCUUCCCAUCUAUCCCUUCACUAGACACCACCGUUAAUCAACCAGCCUCUCAAUCAGAGGGUCAAGGUCAACCGUCCUUCGAGCCGCAGCCCAUCCGGUCCCCUCCCCCCAAUGAAGAGGAUGAAGCAUGGGUGGCAGGCCGACGGCGCAGUAACUCGGAGCCAAAUCGAGGACGAUGGUCAUCUCCCCCUCCCGAUGUUCUCUCAGGAGUGGCGACUCCUAUGCGAAUGAUGCCAGUGACCGAGGAAUCCUCACACCAAAGUCCAACAACCCCCUCUCCAGUGGCAAUAAUCCCUAGUCGGGAGACUCGGUCCGACUCUGAACCACUUGAUCUGGAGCAAGGCGAGGCCCCUCCACUAGCGCGACCGGCGGGUCGGCUUCGGCGAACUAGUCAAGCUGCGUUGAAUCGCUUUACUCGAAACCGUGCAACCACAGUGACAGGAGCUGCACCGACUCUAAGUACACAGGAGGAGCAACGCCAGAAUGAGUAUGGAUCUCACGUGGUCGACGUGCUGGAUGUGAUCGACCCCGAGGUCUCUGCGCUUUCCACUCUCACCAAUGUCCAGAACUCUCUCUUCGUGCCGAACCUGGGUGGGUUCAUCAAUCGCAUGCCCACCUAUACGAUUACACGGCCACAAUAUUCUUCAGAUGAAGAUCAGGGAACUUCAACGGACGAGGGCGAACCGCCCAAGGACGACAAAAGCAAACAGCGGCCGACUUUACAACAACUCCAGUCAUUCACGAGCAUGUCCUCGGCGUUGCGAGGUCCUAAGUAUGCUGUUCUCCCAGAAGGACACGGACUUGAUGGAUGGACCAGAGAAGACUAUGCCGAACUCAAUGAUCAUGUUCGACACAUGCUUCACUCUCGGCGGUCCAAGUUCAAACGGUCCAUGAAAGGAUUUAGGCAGUACAUACGGAAGCCCCUCGGCUUUCUUGUAACUCUCUACGCUACUUUGAUCACCCUGUUCGGUCUGGCCUGGGUUCUUUUCUUGAUUGGUUGGAUCAAUGUCGGUGGGAAACAAAGCUAUGUUGUCAAUGUCAUAGAUAACGUUUUGGUUGCCCUGUUCGCCAUCAUGGGUGAUGGACUGGCUCCUUUCCGCGCUGUGGAUACAUAUCACAUGGGAUUCAUUGCCCAUUAUACAUUUUUGUCGUGGAAGCUUCGUCGGAAGCGGGCCCUGCCAGGCCUCAAGGACAAGAAUGACCUUCCGUCGAAGCCGGAGAAGGACGUCGACGUUGAAUUUGGCGCCAUGGCUAAGGAAGACGAACACGAAUUCUCUGUCCUCGAUGCUCGCCAACAGCUACGAUUAAUGCAUCACCAAAAUAAGUUUGCAAAGUCGCAUACUUUCUACAAGCCGCACGAAACCAUGACUCACCACGCCUUCCCUCUACGCUUGCUCAUUGCUAUUGUCGUCAUCCUCGACUGUCAUUCUAUCCUCCAAAUGGCUCUUGGUGCCUGUACCUGGAGUAUGGAGAACCCCGAAAAGCGCCCAUUCGCUCUGACGACGGUUAUUCUCUGCUGCUCUAUCACCUGUAACAUCUCGGGUGGUGUGAUGAUCAUGAUUGGUGAUCGGCGAACCCGAAAGAAGGAUGUUGUCGAACGGCUCUUCCGCCAACAGCUGACCGAAGAAGCCAUGAAGAAGAUGGAGAAGAAGAAGGUCAAGGACGAGCGCCGGAGUGCUCAGAUUGAGCGUUCUAGUGCCCAAAUUGAGCGGUCGAGUGCUCAGAUUGACCGUCCCGUGCCUUAUGGUGGCACCUGA
Messenger RNA from Penicillium expansum, 1917 nucleotides. RefSeq names its product DUF2985 domain-containing protein. Bases 1 to 1917 code for a protein of 638 amino acids. Lineage: Eukaryota; Fungi; Ascomycota; Eurotiomycetes; Eurotiales; Aspergillaceae. The record is from RefSeq and is a predicted model, not a curated record. The transcript is spliced from 4 exons.